Messenger RNA from Pieris brassicae (large cabbage white), 1760 nucleotides. Its product is annotated as sugar transporter ERD6-like. Bases 272 to 1705 code for a protein of 477 amino acids. Gene Ontology annotation, cellular component: membrane. The transcript has 8 exons. Gene Ontology annotation, biological process: transmembrane transport. Gene Ontology annotation, molecular function: transmembrane transporter activity. Lineage: Eukaryota; Metazoa; Arthropoda; Insecta; Lepidoptera; Pieridae. The record is from RefSeq and is a predicted model, not a curated record.
CAAUAUAUUAAGAACCUGUAUCAUACAAUUUAAAAUCGUUAGUUUUUUUUUUAAUUUAUUCAUAUUUGUUCUGUGUAACGUCUUUAUUGCAGACUAAAGGUAAUUCGAUACGUGAGAAUUGCUUACAUCUUAACAGGAAAAGUCGUCUAAAUUAAUUAAGUAGUAAACACAUGUAUAUGAAAUCGAGGAAGGUAUUAAGAAAAGUGAAGAAAAAUGAUAUAUUUAAUUUGUGAUAUAGUUAUAGUAUGAAGUGUUAUUUAUUUCUCUAAUAAUGGAGGAUGGAAGAAAGUUGCAGUAUGUGGUCACAUGUGCCGUAUCUAUACUAACGUCAACUACGGGUUUCGUUAAUACAUGGGCAACACCAAUGGUAAUGAAGAUUUUGCUGAGUGAAACCGAUUUUCAAUUUGAUGAUGAGGAAAUGAAAUGGUUCUUCAGGAUAGCACCAAUAGUAUUGGUGGUUGGAACUGUGCUCGCAGGAUACAUUUGCGAUAAAUUUGGCCGACGUACUAUAUUAUUAACUGCUAUAGUGAUCGCCGCUUUUGGAUCGAUUUUUGCUGCAUUAUCUUCAGCAAUAUGGAUGCUGUAUAUAAUGGAGAUUCUUUGGACAUUCUCAUUGGCUAUAGUAUGGAAUGUUGGAAAUAUAUAUAUGGCAGAAAUAGUCGACCCCGAUAUCCGCGGAGGUCUGACUUUGGCGACAAGAUUUAUGUACUAUUUAGGAAGUCUCUUAAUGGUAUUGAUAGGAGAAGCGGUAUCUUAUAGAGCUUUAAAUAAUUGGAUUAUAAUUCCACCUUUGCUGUCUUUAGCGGCGAUUUACCCAAUACCAGAGUCACCUUAUUAUCUAUUGAAAGUGGGGAAAGAGGAUCAGGCUAGAAAGGAAUUGUCUAGGUUGCAGCAAAACUCGAGAACUGAGGACAUUGAUACUCAAUUUGAAAAAAUGAAGAUGCAUGUCACAAUGGAGAUGCAAAACCCUAGUUCGUUCUUCAAAUUCAUUAGCAAUAAAAGGUAUCGAAAAGCUCUGAUUAUCACAUUCGGUUUAAAGUUGUUUUAUAUUUUGUCGGGAACAGCAGUGAUACAAGGAUUAUACCGCACAAUACUUAAAGAAGGGGACAUGGAUUUGACCCUUACAAACAUGAUUCAGAUAGAUGUGGGGAUAAAAGUUGGUGUUGAUAUACUCUCUGCCUUACUAGUGGACCGAGUGGGUCGUCGCAUUCUUCUCUUGUGGUCAUUCAUCGGAUGUAGCCUGUCAAUUGCCGUUAUUGCACUAUACUUUGGAGUCCGUGAUUAUUAUACUCAGGCGAUCCAAUCCAUUGGUUAUAUAACUUUUGCUGCUCUUAUUAUAUUUCUCAUAUCAAAUUCAUUUGGUUUAGCCUCUAUUAAAGAAGUCAUAGAAGUAGAGUUAUUCCCUCUUAAUGUAAGAGUAAUGGCUGUUGUGACUCUUUAUGUCUUUGGAGUAAUUGACUAUCCAUUACAGAUAGGUUUUAUGAAAUUUGAGGACUCAGCUGGACGCGUAAGUGUGUUUUGGACGCUUGCUGUAAUUGCAAUCCUUGGAUUUAUUUUUACAUACUUCGUCCUACCUGAAACGAAACGUAAGAGUUUGAAAGAAAUUCAAGAGAUGCUUCGAGGUGAUGAUAAUGUAAGCGAACAAGAAAUGACAACAAUACAAGAGAGAACAGAGAGGUUUAGAGAUAGAGUAAUAUCUGGUUAGAGUAAUAUCUUGUAGAAUAAUUGUUGAAUUAAAUAAAUUUGUUAUAACGUCUUUA